This is a messenger RNA of Castor canadensis (American beaver), 420 nucleotides long. The record is from RefSeq and is a predicted model, not a curated record. NCBI's taxonomy places the organism in Eukaryota, Metazoa, Chordata, Mammalia, Rodentia, Castoridae.
CUCAGGUGGUGAUCAAUGGAGGGGCUACGUCCAGUGGUGAGCAGGACAAUGAGGACACGGAGCUCAUGGCAAUCUAUACGACAGAGAAUGGCAUCGCAGAGAAGAGCUCUCUUGCAGAGACCCUGGACAGCACUGGCAGCCUAGACCCCCAGAGGUUGGACAUGAUUUAUACCAUAGAAGAUGUUCCUCCCUGGUACCUGUGCAUAUUUCUAGGGUUGCAGCACUACCUGACAUGCUUCAGUGGAACAAUUGCAGUGCCCUUUCUGCUGGCUGAUGCCAUGUGUGUGGGGUAUGACCAGUGGGCCACCAGCCAGCUCAUUGGGACCAUUUUCUUCUGUGUGGGAAUCACAACAUUGCUUCAGACAACGUUUGGAUGCAGGUGAGAUUGGGGUCUUAAAGUGGGGUUGAUGCCCCAGUAAG